Messenger RNA from Meira miltonrushii, 1690 nucleotides. RefSeq names its product putative ATP3-F1F0-ATPase complex, F1 gamma subunit. The transcript has a single exon. Gene Ontology annotation, molecular function: proton-transporting ATP synthase activity, rotational mechanism. Gene Ontology annotation, biological process: proton motive force-driven ATP synthesis. Lineage: Eukaryota; Fungi; Basidiomycota; Exobasidiomycetes; Exobasidiales; Brachybasidiaceae. Bases 317 to 1264 code for a protein of 315 amino acids. The record is from RefSeq and is a predicted model, not a curated record.
CCUUGAUCUGUUAGUUGUUGAGCGCGCAGUCACGCUUGCCAGUCCAUUCGGAGAAGAUCGCUAGGUUGCGCGCGAGGCAAUUAAAACCUGUUUUGCGCCCAAGCUUUGGUUAGACAGAGGCUAAAGCGCCUUUUCUUCCGGCGCGGCAACUGUGCAAGCUGGCUGGCUUGUCUCUAAGGGCGUACUGGAGGUGUUCUAAUGUGUGCGUCUGCGUAGACAUCAAAAAGCUUCUGAUCUUCGCACGGGUUGGAGUCCAUGACCAUCAUCACACCUUCUUGUGCGCGCGCUUGUUCGACUCGACUAUAGAUCAUUCGUCAUGGCCUCGCUCGCACGUACUGCCGUUCGUCCGGCUUUGUCGGCUGGAAUGGUAAUGCCAUCUGCUGCUGUUCGUGUUUCGGCAACUGCUGGUUUCCAUUCUUCCGCAACACAGAUGAGCACUUUGCGUGAAUUGGAAGGAAGAAUCAAGUCUGUCAAGAACAUCGAAAAGAUUACAAAAUCCAUGAAAAUGAUUGCUUCUACCAAAUUGGCAAAAGCUCAACGUGCAAUGCAUGCUGCCAAAGCUUACGGUCAAACAAACGAUGAAGUUUUCAAAAAUGCUGAAGCCAAACAAAGCGAAGGCGGUAAUCAACUAUACGUCGUCGUUUCUUCCGAUAAGGGAUUGUGCGGUGGUAUUCACUCUUCCGUAUCAAAACGUACAAAGACUGAAUUGAAACAAAUUGGAGGUGCUGCAGGAUCUGCUGACAGUUCCGAAGGACCUAGACUUGUCGUUUUGGGUGACAAGGCCAAAGCACAAUUGUCUCGUUCUUUGGGUAAGAACAUUGCCAUCUCUUUCAACCAAGUCGGCAAGGAUGUUCCCACAUUCGCAGACGCAAGUGCCAUUGCUGAUAAGAUCAUCGCUAGCGGUGUCAAAUUCGACCAAGUCAACAUCGUCUACAACGCAUACGUUUCCGCCAUUUCUUUCGAAUCUAACAUCUUGACCGUUUUCGGUGAAGAGGCUUUGCGCAACGCUGCCAACUUCAACGCAUACGAACAAGAAGAUGAUACCACAAAGGACUUGGCUGAAUUCGCAUUGGCAAACGCAAUCUACGCAGCUUUGGUCGAAGGACAUGCCGCUGAAAUUAACUCCAAGCAAAACGCUAUGGACAACGCAUCCAAGAACGCCGGAGAAAUGAUUCAAACUUUGGGAAUGGCUUACAACCGUGGUCGUCAAGCACAAAUUACCAACGAUUUGAUUGAUAUCAUUACUGGUGCUUCCGCCUUGUAAGCAACAGGAGAAGAAUGAGGAGAGACCCAUGUGGUCAAUUUUACACUACACUUAUAAUCAGUAGAGGAUUGAUGUUUGUACAGUCCUUUUGUUCAUACAUCAAUCAAUGUGAAUGAAAUGCAAAUCGAUACAGAAACAGAUGGUGUUGUGAUGAAUGGUAGUAUACAUUGAUAUUUUACAGAUUCCGUUCGGAAGGCUUACUUCUCGAUCUUGUCAUCGAGACCACUACGGCGUUUCUGAGUGGUCUGUCUCUCCUCGUGUAAUUCGUCCAUUUGACGUUUACGUAUUUCUUCAUCUUGACUGAAUUGAAAGAAGCCUGCACCUCUAUGUCUUUUCUCCGAACGUGAAUCAAAAUGAUCAGGACCUGAACGUUUGUAGGAUGCUAUACCUUCUUUAUUUCCCAUCUCACGGGCUCUUUGCGUAGGA